UUUGAUUUUAAUUUGUGGCUGCCUGGGACUCGUCCUGCGUGGCAGAACUUUAAAUUUAGAUAUCGCUUAUGGUGUAGUUCUGUUUCAGAGCCUGGCGAAAAUUUACGAUAUUGCGUUGAAGACUUACAAAUAUUUUUAUCCUUUUUUCUAAUUUUUGUUCUGGUGAACACCACGGGGAGUAUUUCAGGUUUGACAAUGGCUUUUAAAGUCUUACGAAUUUUGCUGACUUCUGUCGUUCUCAUAACUGCAGUUGUAAAUGUUUGGUUUGUUGCUGAAAACUGGAGCAUGGAAAACACACCCCCGUGGGAACUAAAAGUUGAAGACAGAGGAAAAAGAAAGAUGAAUGAAAUUGAUUCAGACACAAGUUUUGUAGAAGGUGCGUAGACAUUGUUGUAUAGCUAGCAAUUAAAGCAAACGUCUUUUCAAGCUUCGGGAACAAGAUGCAUAUGGAACAGAUCGACAUUCUGAUCUGUAAACGAAAGAAACAAAUCGUUUGUGAUGUUUCUAAACCGAAUCCUAUGUUUGAUUGAAAUAUUGAUAUGUAACACAUAUCACUGAAGUGUGAAAAUUAAAGAGUCGCAGUGUAUCGUUACUAAUUUGACCUUCUGAUACCUAUGUACUCUAUUUAAGAAAUUUUGAAGACCAAUAUCGAAGACGAGCAAUAUUUCUUCCGCGUUCAACAGCAAUGGUUAAAAAUUUAUUUCAAAUACACUAAGUAUCAUAAAGUAGGUUGUGGUUUUUCAUCAAGGUAAAUAACACUUUCAAAAGGGGAGGGAUCAUCGUUUUUCCCACGAUGUGGUCACUUCGAAAGUGAAUCGCGACGUCUCGAUUGCAAACUGGUAGUCUUUUACGGGCGGUAUGGUCGAUUAAGUAGCGUAUUCAAUCGCGUACUUAGUCGACCACAUCGCCUGACAAAGACUGGCAGUAUGGCAGUAUCAACAUCGUGAUAAAAACGAUUGUACUUCAGGCAAACAUUGAUAUGAGCGAGAAAAUCUUGUGGAAGGAGUGGAAACAAUUCGAGUUUUCAAAGCUUCAUUUUUUCUAGAAAAUAAAAAUGAUUUCAGUUUCUAGAAACAGUCAAGUCCAAGACGAGAAGAAAGUGGCAUCCUUCGAUGUAAACAAAUGUUUAAAUAAUUACAAAGUAUAGUGUCCAAAAAAUUUGUUUGUAAGAGAAAGUUUUUAAUAAUUUUUUGAUGAGCUCUUCAACACAAUCCGAUCGGCGCCCUCAAAUUUAGACAAGACGAACUUGAGAUCAUAUUACCUUUUGCGAUCAUAGAGGGUUCAGUUUCAUUUACUAUUACAUUAAUGAAAAAAAAACAGGUGUGCUGUAAACCAUUUCUUUUAAUUGAGAAAUGGGAUAAGUUUAGUACGUGAUGUAUUUCGUAUAUGAUAAAUGCAUAGAAUCUGUGCAUUCGACUUUUACAGCACCUUGUUUUCGUCAGGGGAAUUUGUAAAAAGCAUUUCAGAUAUAAUAAAAGAAAAAAUGAAUUGAAUAUUCACAAUAAUAUAAGUGAAAAAAAGUUGUGCCGAAACCUUAGGAACCAAAUGCGGGUGGUAAACUAUGUCAGGCUUGUCAAAUGAGUUGUUAAUGUGAAUGGACCACCGUAAAGUGGUUCUAAAGCUGAUGUUUCGAGAAUUUGAUGUUUUCUCAACUGACGUUUCUUACCGUUCAAGAUUUAAGAUGCAAAAUAGCAAAAAUUUUUCUCCUAGUUGUUAGAAAGGUCUGAAGCGUAUCGAGGAUCAAUUUAGGCGAAAAUGAUGGAUUUUAGGGUCGCAGAAAUAAACAAACCUCAUAAUUAAUGGUGUAAAAAUUAAUGCUGACAAGAAUUACAGCGACUAAGAUCUCGGCGAAUUCUCCAAAUGUGAGAUAAUAUUGGUAAGGAUUAGCGAGACAAAUUGAGUGCCAUUUCUACCACGAAUGGACAAAUUUUCCUCCACUGAUAUUUCUAUUUUUCCAAUGGAGUGAUAGAAUCAACAGAAACUAACAAAAUAUCGCCUUUUCGCAGCAGUUCCAAAAUUUUAAAUUUUUUUCUCUGAAAUGCGGCUUAGAAACAGAAAACAACGUUUUAAGUUAAGACCAACUUCAUUACCAGGUUCUGUUUUUUUGUUUUUUUGUUUUUUUUUUUUCACUCAAGAGGAGAGGUCCUAGGAACAAAUCUUGGCGCACACGCAGCUUCCAGUCUCCAACAAUUCCCCGUGGUGUUUGCCAGAACAAAAAUUAGAAAAAAGGAUAAAACGUCAGGCAUGAUGUAUUCGCUCAGACAGUAAUGGCUAAAUCAAUGAAAUGUCCAGAUGUGGUACACUUUUAAAUCAAGCUUAUUCAUAUCAGCUAACUCUUUUUUUUUUUUUUUUUCAAACAGAUGGUAUGGACAUUCAAGUUCGUUCGGGCAAAGAGGAGGUGUCGGUUGUUGUUGAUGGAAAAGUGGUAAAUGUUCAUCGCUAUAGCUUCAUUUAGUUUUUGGUUUUAUAUUAUAUGCUGAAUUGGACAUACAUUUUGAUUGGUGCGUAGGAUCUGUCGGAGGACAGACGCAUGGACAAAGUUUUCUUCUCUUAGGUUAAAGAAAAAAAAUUGAAAACCAAGAGAUUCAUUAUUGUGGUGCGUCUGUUUAGGAGUAGAUCUCAGAAGACUUCAAAAUGUGAUAGGAAAGUUAGUUAUACACUCGGCUGGUCUUCCUGUGGUACUUUUUUGUUCUUACCACAUUUUGACGUCAUCAGUGAUCUAUUACUGAACAGACGCAAGGCAGCCAGAAAUAUAUUUCUUUAAUUCUGCUCUGUGGUUGACUUUAAAGCUCACACUGUUUUUACUUUGUACUCUUAAGGUAUCAGAAAUCAAGGAUAAAAAUGUCCGAGGAAUGAUAGUGGUUGUUUUAAGCCAAACAACGGGCUCCCUUAUGGCUGUUAGAGCGUUUGACACGUAUUCAUCCAAAGACGAAGGACAAGAACUAAUAAAAUUUUUCGGUCUACUGCAGGAAGGAAGGAUUGUUUGCGUGGCCGUGAAGGCAAGUUGAGUUAAGUUACCACGAGGAACACAUAACUUUAUUUCAAAAGUAUUCCGAUUGUCACUGAGGACAACAGAUUUCAAUUUCUAACUUAAUAAAAUUUUAAACGCAGAUGUAUCUAAAUACGAGGGGAAAUGUACCAACGCCCAAAUUAAUAAGCCUGCGAUAAUUAUAACUUGUCAUGAUUGAUUUUAAAUUCAAGUCGCAAUUUUUAGAGAUGGGUACAUCAGACCAACCCAUCUGGAAACGAGGUUGCAAUCAGAUAUUAGUUUGAUUGGCAUUUGCAAGGAGACUGGGUCUGCAAGGAUACGACUCUUGAUAUAUUUCGAACUGUGUAGGACGUCAAAUAGUAAUAUUUUUGCAGCAUGCUAAUCUUGCACCCAGGACCAACUUCUGUGGUUGAUCGUUAGAGAUCUGGGUUUAAGGAAAGGUGAUGAGAUAAUACCCAAGAUGGUGUGCAUUGAAGAGGAGGGUCACUGUGCGACAAUAGCAGCAAGCGCAAAGCUAUCUAGGAAUUACCAGGCCAAAUGGGCGGUUAUCGAGGCAUUUCAAUUAAACAGAGGACUUAGAGGAGACAGUUUUAAGAAGCAGAGCGCAAACAUAACCAAUGCCUUGAAUUUCAAACGUAUUUACCCUUCAAGUUUAUUGGCCCCUUUUUUUAAGACCCUUAGAGAUUUGGCUGGAAGUGUCCCUGAAAUGUCAAAGGUCUCUUCUACCCAAUCCAUCCUCUGUAUCACUCAGGUAAAAGGGGAGGAUUGGAGCGAGGCCAACUCUUGUAUCAAUUCUCCAUUUUUUUUCCACUAAGGAUGAAGCAGCGAGCAACUUAGAUGGUGACGUUCGAAGCUACAUUGAGAAGUUAGGAAGCCGUUAUGUAAAUGUCCUUGGCUGGCGGGAUAUGUGGGCGUUUAUAUUCCAACAGGCUACCAAUCAGAGGAAAACAUCUGUGGAAAGCCAUCAGAGGUCUCCAGAUUUUGACAGCUGGGGAAAUGAUGUCACAAUUCGAGCAUAUCUGAAGCGGGAGACAGGCAUGUCCAGUGAAUGCAACUGGGAACAAAACGAUGCAGGGCGUCGUAGAACAGAAUUCUGCCAGAAAUUUGAAGGAUAUGGACGGGUUUGCCACUGUGAGUAUUCCAUUCAAGUUUAAGUAUUUAUUUAUACUCUUGAGUGGAGGGAAGCACUCGGAAAACUAAAUGUUGAGACUGCGUUUCUCCAAAUUAAUGACUUUUCCUUUUUAAAAAAGGAAUUAAAGUGAUUGAACGAAAAAAAGCACGUUUGACAAUAGUUGCGGCAGUCUUGCUUAAGUUUACCGAGGCGCUCGCACACAAGAGAGAAGACAUCACAAAAGCCGUUUAUCGGUGAGGCUCUAAACCGAUACUUCCAGUAAUUCAGUCGAAGCGAUUGCGCGUCCUGUCACACUCUUACUCCACGUCGCGUAACUAGAUCGUUGAGCUUCGAUUCGAAAUGACAGUACCUCUUUGAUAAUCUACUUUAAGGCAACGAUCCGGAAUCAAUCGAUUUCUACCCACCUCCUCUUGAAGAUGGCAGUCGUCUUGAUCUACCAGUGUUGGUUAUGGCUGGUAAUCGCCCCCACUACCUAUUCAGAAUGCUCAAGACCCUGCAAAAAGUCCAGGGGCUGAAUCCUGCCAUGGUAACCGUAUUUAUUGACGGCUUCUAUGAAGAGCCCGCCUCUGUUGCACAGGUGUUUGGUCUGAGGGUAGAUCGACAUGAAGGUAUCAGUAAAAGGAACUCAAGGAUUUGCCAGGUAAGCAAAGGUCGAGCUGAGGCCGAGUUUUCAAACCUUGUUUAAUAUUCAACUGUGUUUAUUUCUAUGGGGAUGACUAUGUUUAAUUAUUCAAAGAUAAUUUAGGUGUUUCCUUGAUGCAGAUCUCUAUAUAUUAACUUUCAUAACACCCAUUUACGCAGUAUGACGUGCAUGGGAGGUCCCCCCCCCACCCUCUUCUGCUAUAUCCAUCAUCAACCACUCUCAGACUGGUGUCCUCGCAUAGUGUUCCACAAGGUUGACUGUGCGUUUGUCCCUCCCUUUCCAGCCCUCAGGGGAAGGCUAAUCUCGUGAUUCCACGGGUGUUUUAUACUGCGCACACCUCUCUAUCUUAUGCCCUCCAUGGCUAAACCAAAUGCAAGAAGAGAGACGUUAAGACGCGAACCUCAACUUGUAUCUUCGGGCACUUGUUGGGGCUUGAGGCCUUUAAGUGUGUUCUCCAACCCUUGUCUGUAAAAUCGCACCGUUCGUGCGGAAACUUUUGCACAACGGAGUGGACCUUAGCGAUCUCUCCGUGCACGCACCCAUUCUGAUCGCACCAAGUAUAGCUUAUUUUUAUCUGAACCGUUUUGUAUUUACUUACUUCGUAUUCAGCAUUACAAGAAGUCCAUAACAACCUCCUUUGAAAAUUUCCCCGACGCCAAUUUCCUGAUUAUUCUUGAGGAAGAUCUUGACGUGUCUGUGGACAUUCUAAGCUACUUUAAACAGCUUCUCCCGGUCUAUGAGAACGACGAAAGUGUUUAUUGUAUAUCAGCUUGGAAUGAUCAGGUUUGAAAAGCGUAAAAUGUACAGUUCAAUAGAGAUAUCUGUGGAUUUAGUUAAAUUAAAUUGGAAGAGGGGUACUAAUAAAAGAGGUGCGGUGUUUGUUCACAUUGACAUGCGUAAGCAUAUCGCUAUGGCAACGAUUACAAAAAUAUUAUUUUUGUUGUCUCCUCCGAGACUUAUAUUGGAAUGUCACGCGAUCUUCCCCUGAAAGAAUCUGUGGCGUCGCUUAACAUCCUAAAGAAUGGCCGCAAAGGAAAAAGAAUUUGUGAACGGGGGAUGGGAACGCCUCUUUUAAAUGAGGCGGAAAGAUUUUGGAAUGGUUACACCUGAUUGUGAAAAUGCAUGGCCUACUUUUAAAGCCAUUUAAACGACAAAACCGACUGUGUUAUGCAAGAAGUGACGAUGAAAUAACUUGCUUAAAGGUGCACAGGGCUUCGGUACACAUGAAAAUAGAAAAAAAGUUGAUGUAAAGAUGAUAUAGAAAGAUCUUUGUAUCAAUUUUUCGCUGUUACGCAGGGCUAUGAGUACACCGUUCAUGACCCAUCAAUGACGUACAGGAUUGAAACUAUGCCUGGCCUUGGGUGGUGAGUACCAUUUGAGCAUUGGAAGGAUCAAGGGUCAGUGACUGGGUUUCCCUCACUGAGCUGUGAGAUCAGUCUUGUAAUCUCGAACCAAGCACCCUUUAAGCAAGAUACCAAACGAUAAAACCAAUCGCGACUUAGCUGGGAAAAUAAAAAUAUAGUCUGGCUUGAAAUUGGGCCUGGUUUAACCUCCUUAGCCGAGCGUUUUAAUUUUUUGACACGCAAUGAAGCGAUAAAAUUAUUUGUUAGCACCAAAUCGAGAAACGAGCUCGCUAGGGAAGGAGAAUAGUAAAUCCCGUGGGGAGAGGGGAGGAAGGGACGAUGGGUGCCAUCGGAAGACACCGUUCUCCUUCUAUGAAAAUGAAUUAGGAUUUCUUUUAUCAAUUUUUAGACUUUUUAAUUUUCUUACAGGGUAUUGAGUCGCAAACUGUACAAAGGAGAACUAGAACCCAAAUGGCCUGCUCCCAAUGUGUUCUGGGAUUGGGACAUGUGGAUGAGGACGCCGACGCAGAGGAAGGGCCGAGAGUGCAUCAUACCGGACAUCUCUCGCACUUACCAUUUUGGGGCCAAAGGUCUAAACGUGGACCCAGCUAUGAACGAAGCUUAUUUUAAAAGACAUGCGCUUAAUAAGGAAAUCGGUGUUAGGAUCAACGCAGAUCUCAUGUACAAAGACAACUAUGAGAAAGAGAUAAAUCGAUUACUGAGGUAAAUGCCAUCUACUAAUGGACUGAGGGGUGAGCAUGACGGGAAAGUAUGAUCUGACGUGCGGACCAAGCUACCGAGAGACGAAUAUUUUCCUGCGCGGCCUGACCUAGCUAAAAUUCAGUUAGCAUUUCAAAUAACCACCGCCAUUUCACUUUUAAAGUAGAACAAAGGGAAGUAUCUCAAAGACCCAAUGAGACCCAAAGAAGACACAAGCAAACUUUCUGCUGGUUUUAAGUCAUUGUCUGAUUGGUGGGUCGCACGAGUUUUUAAGCCAAUCAAAGAACGAGGUAGAUGAAAACCCACACAAUCCUAAAUUACCUUCGAAUACUCAAUUUGAAAAAUUUCUCUACAUUUGUGGGAAAGACAACCUUAUUUUGCUUUGGAUCAACUCUUCUCUUUUAUCUCGCCAGCCAAGCUGAAGUUCUUAAUCACUCAAGGACACCUUGUACAAACCCUAAAGACUUCAUACCUGACACUAAAGACAAGAUAUACGUGUUUUACAUCAGGAUGGAGAAUCCAAAAGACUAUACCACAUGGAUAAACGUUGCCAGAUGUUUUAAAAUCUGGGACUUGGAGGCCCGUGGAUUUCAUAAAAGUCUGUGGAGGAUGUGGAUUAAAGGCAAUCAUGUUUUAUAUGUUGGGUGUCCAGCGUCACCUUAUUGCAGUCACAAGCCGACUAAUGUUGAAGCUAUUUACAUGCCAAAUAAGGAAACGAGACCACCCGAUAAUAAUUUCUUUACCAAAUAAGGUUGGAGUUUGAGAUUUUAUCUUCAGCUGAGUGUAUUGAGGACGGAAUCAAAUGCACAUCGAUGUAAAUGUAUCUUAAUAUCCGUCGGAGUAUAAAGCAAUUUCUACGUUCAAUAACGUUGUUAUUCAGUGACUAGGUAUCUUGAGAUACCAAGGCGGACGAAAUUUUUUCACCAAAGCUCUCUUGGCUGUAUUUGAUUAUCACAGACAAGGUUUCAUCAUCAGUGCCAAGCGCGUGAAAACACACGCGAUCUUCCACGUGAUCUUCCACGUGAUCAAGUUGUGAAUGGUUUUAGCUUUGCGUGUGAUCGGUUCAGUGGAUGACAUGCCGCAGUUUUUUUUUAAACCAGUCGCGUUGCCUGGAUAGAAAAUGAAGCACGAGCAGUUUUGGAAAAUUUUUAACACUCACAUGAAAAUUAUUUGAAAUGCUUAAAUCACUUGAGAAUGGAUCCAGAACAGUAAAUGAUCGAGAAGAUAACCAUAUAUUUUUUUUCAGAUUUGUGCUUAACAAGAAAUUGAACCUCAAGAAUAAAACAUGUUAAGACUUCAAUUCAAAUACCUUGUUUGCACUAUUUCUUUUAUAACUUUAUGAUAAAAACUGAUUGUCCUUUUUAACUUAUGGUGCUUUUUUCUUUUUUUUUAAUUUUCUAUUGCACAAAUUUACACAAAUUCCACAUUUCUUGAGAGAUUUGGCGAUGAAUUUUCUAACUCGGAGACCGAGGGCUUUUCAUUGACAUCUGUCAAUAAUUUUCUUUUUUGGAGUUUGGGGAGGAGGGAAAAAAACAUUUUAACAACCUUGAAAAAGGUGAGAACUCAAAACAGCGCUUAAAACGUCACCUGCACAGUUUAAUACAUAAAAUGAUAGAAUAAUGAUAACAGUGAUUGAUCUUUUCGGCAGUGGAGUUCGGUGAGCCUUCUUUUGCAUUCAUUUUCUGGGAUGGUUCCCAAGCUACAGCAAAGGAAAUCGAAAACAUUUUUGUUUUAUUUUGUGUCUUUACGUCAUCGAUGAAUGCAAAUUGUGUCGGCUGUUGGCUUUGUCUACAAAAUUAUGCACAAUCACUUCGCAGGCAAAUCAGCAAAGCAACAAUGAAGAAAAACAUGGCAAAAUUAGUCUCAAAUUUUACUCGACAGGCAUCCCUGCUGGGAGUUGUUUUCAGAAUUAGGGGCAAGCUAACAAUCGCAUCUCUCAUUCGAGUGUUAUUGUGCGCAGCAGUAUGUACUGCCUUUCUUGGAAAUAUAAUAUUUCUACUGGAGAUGCGUAAAAUGAACAGCGAAAGAGAAAAAAAUUUCAUCGAUCGGAAAAAUCUUGGCCGAAUAUCUCUUCGAGAUCGUGAUGUUGCCGGAAGUAAAAUGGAAGAGACCAUUAACAAAGGUAAGUCUCUCUGGGUUUGGAUAAUUUUAAACAAGUUAGUCGCCUCCCUAAUGUUUAGAUAUUUUCUAUAGCUGGUAAAAGGCAUUUCUGUGGGAGGUCGUGUUUUAAAUAUAUAUUGUGCGCAUAAUUGUGCUCAUAUUUGCUGUGUCAAAGUUCGGUGGAAAUUUUAUAAAAAUGUUAAAACUGGAAAAAGGACCAUCUAUCACGAGCAAGUCUCUUAAAAGUCGCCAAGUUUAGCUCAUGAUCUAGCGGUUUAGGGUUGAAAUCUGGGAUGGAUUAUUAUGUUGUCUUCUUGGGAAAAAAACACUUCUUUCACAAUUCCUCUUUCCACUAAAGGGUGUACUGUGAGUGGAUACCAGAGACAAAGCAACGAAAAUUUCUAUCAAUCUUAAACUACUGAUGAUUCUAUGUCAGCCUGUUUAUAGCAAGAGACACUAUUCUCGGUCCUUUCUUCAUAGGGAACGCCUUGCACGAAAUUUUUAGUUGGGAAAACGGUAUGAGUUACUUGAUGAAAGUGAGUAAGAAUUAUAUCGAUGAAAAGCUUAGUGUUUCAUUGGGUAAACAUUCCUGAGAUAAGUCCCAACCAGUCAGCAGUCUCCCGCUAGAAUAGCGUGUAUCGUCUAUGAACGUACCACCUUUUCUAAAUAAAACUGUCGUGUGGUUCUUGUUUGAUGCAUAGGAUAUUUAGAUAUAGAAGUUUACUCCAGCAAAGAAAACGCCUCUGUGGUAGUGAAUGGAAAAAUAGUAAGUAUGUAUUGGAAACUGGUAAGUACGUAAGUGACAAUGGUUCUCUUUUUUAACGGUUAUAACCACUUUUUGAAUCGAAUGCUACGACUCACAUGAAGAGAAUAUUGCUACUGUGUCAGGGAAUAUAGGCCUAAGCCAUAUUCAUACAUGGCGGCCACGCGGAACGGCCUGGUUUCGAAGACGUUCAGAGCAACCCUUGACGCCGCCAUAUCUCUUAGCGGCUAAGUAGUCAGCGUGCCGGGAUCAAGAUUGAAGAGUCUGAGCUCAAGCUUUGGCUUGGCCGUUGUGCAAGAUACUUUUCUCCCAUCAGUGUUACUCCUCAUGAAAGGCCUGGGCACCAAUUAAUCGUCAGUGCCUCUCCAUCGUGCCACCAUCUUGAAAAUAACCCAGUAAACUGGCUGUGCAUGAAUGACGUCCCAACAUGCGCGCUUCACAAGCAGCUGAGGCAUCAGUUACCACAAAAAUUACAAAAACUAAGUUAUUCAGUCAAGAAUGCCUUUCUGUGUAACUUUAAAUUGUUCAACUCUUCGACCACAAAGAGUGACUAAUAUCUAAUUUCCUCUGACAACACCAUCCCUAAAUCGUACAUUAUGGUCACGAGAAUCAAGGAAAUAAUCACCAACUAAAGAGGCUCUUGAUAAAUAGCAAAAUUCUCCUUGUUAGCAUCUUAGGAAGUGUAGAAAGAGCAGUAUGGAGAAUAUGCAUACUGAUCAUGAUAUCAGGGUGUAGAGGGUUCGACUUACCUCGACGUAGCUGAGUGCUCUUUUCAUUUGAGGUUUAUCAAGAGCUGAAUCGUCUUGGAAUGAACGUUGUGGUUCUUAAUCAAAACACUGGAGCGGUUACAGCUCGAAGGAGAUUUGAUACGUAUUCAACAAACCAGGAAUCUACAGAAAUGAUGGAAUUCAUCGGCGGUCUGCCAGAUGGACGAAUACUCUGUCUGACAGUUAAGGUAUUUCUUAACGUAACCACAGAUACUUUCUUCUUAUCAAUUUGUUCAUCGAUGUGGGUGAAAAAAUCGAGGUGAUUCUAUGUGUAAUCAAAACGAAAUCUCGAACAUGAUUGGUUAUCACCAGCCCGAUUUGAGCACUAAUAUGACAGUGUACGCAUCAUGCUUGUGGUUGGACAGUGUAAUAGGACAGUUAAAGGGACAAUUGACCCGUUAUACCGGUGUAAGUGGACCAAAUCUGUCUGUAAUCAUGCUCGUGAUUAACAACUCGGACUCCCACUUCGUGGUCGUUCGAUUUUGUUAAUCACCCAUGUGAUUACAGAUCGAAUUUACCUCCACUCGGUCCUAUCGCCAUUAUUAAAAAAAAGAAAGUAUCUCUUUCAAAUAUUUUCUCAACAGGACGAAGCCACAAUAAGUCUGUUGGCAUCCGCUCGGAGCUACCUCCAAAGCCGUGGUAGCAGCUACAUACAACAGCUACAAUGGCGUGAUAUGUGGGCUUUCGUUACACAACAUGUAAACAAUAAAAACAUGGUGUACGCUGAAGGAUAUCAGCAAUCACCGAGUAACGAUGAGUGGGCGACUCCUGUCAGAAUCCACACUACAGUUCCGAUCUCAGAGCAAAGUACCGUGGAUUGCCAAUGGAUCAAAAAUGAUGACAACCGCCGAAGGAAAGAGUUUUGCGAUAAGUUUGAUGGCUACGAAAAAAUUUGUAAAUGUAAGGGUCUACACUGCGAAGACUGAUUACCAGAAACACGUACAUGAAAGUGACUAAUCCAAUUACAAGAAAAGAGCAGUGAAUUUCAUUCAAAUACUUCCUCAUCUAUGGUUACUGCGAACUUAAUCAGUGAUUGGCAGAAUUGAACUGAUUGCUGUAAUUCUUGUUGUUGACUACAAUUCUUCAAAUUCUGUUGCAUACAUUAAGAAUAAUUACCAGCAUAGAUUUUUUGUAUCAAUAUUUGCACGCAAUCACCAUGGAGGGGGGGGAGGGACAUUAUUAAAUUAAUAAUUAUUAUCAUCAUUAAAAUUACAACUGCCAAUGAGAGGGGAUCGUUAGAAUAUUACAAAGCCUUAUGCGUGGGAUCGGGUUAAUUUCAUUGUAACACAACCAAAAUCCUCCAACCAUCCCUUCCCCCCCUCCCACCACUUCCCCCGACGAUGAUUAAUGAUUAGUCCCUCAGCAUCACGUUUCCGCCUCGAAAGAAGUUUUUUCUUUCGUUUUCUUUCACAGGCGAGAAUCCAGAACAGUUAGCUUUUGAGCCGCCCCUACCACCAGAUGGCAGCCGAAUCAACCUUCCACUGCUGAUCAUGGCUAGUAACCGCCCUUAUUACCUGUACAGAAUGCUUAAGACGUUACGACAGGUCCAAGGGUUGAAUCAUACCAUGGUGACAGUGUUUAUUGAUGGAUUCUUCGAGGAACCUGCUUUACUUGCUGGUUUGUAUGGGCUGAAUGUCGAUCAACAAGCGGGAGUCAGUGAACGAAGAGCAAGGAUCUCGCAGGUAAAAAGCAUAGCUUUAUGAUUGGUUUAAAAAAGCUUUUGCCGCCUUCUCAACCAAUCAGAUGCAAAGGUGAAGUCAAUCCCGAUGUGGUCACGUGCAUUUUCCCGCGCUUGGCUUUCUGAAAUUCGAUCUCUGUAGGUUUGGUAAUAGAAGUCUUGAUUAAUUGAAAAUGGUGCCCUUCUCUAAGCGACUUUGUUCCUCGAAAAAGUCAUCCACGCACAUGAGAGAGUUAGAAUCCCACACGUCCAAGCGCUCCCUCAAGUUUCACCUUCAUUCUUUUUCUCAGCAUUACAAAAGAUCACUUACGGCCUCUUUUGCUCGUCAUGCUGAUGCUAGCGUUGUGGUCAUCCUCGAGGAAGAUCUUGAUGUAUCUCCAGAUAUUCUCACGUUUUUCAAUCAGUUACUCCCGGUCUUGGAAAACGAUGACAGUCUUUACUGUAUAUCAGCUUGGAAUGAUCAGGUAAAUAACUCCGAUAUCACAUUAAUUUGUGUGUGUGGCCAAAGUUUAACAAACAAAUGGUGAAGUUUGAUCGUUCGGAUGAGUAUAGUCCUGAGAAGGACUGUUAUCAGGAGUGGUGACUGACGUUUAGACAACCUGAAAGGAAGACGUCAUCAAAGUCAGGUGAAUAGAUGCUGUCAGUCGAAUUUUCUAAGUCCAGGUACCAUACAACACUUUACAAAAAGAAUCAUUCAAGACAUUAACAUUACAAAAGAACCGAACAGAACGACCAAACUUUACCGACGGAUCGAGUCCGACCAAUCACGAUCGACAUACGCCAUUUACAGAGUCUUUUAGCCAAUAACAUCACGGCAAAACUAGCCAAUCAGUUUAUCCGAACCGGACUUAGAACAUUCGACUGACAACAGCUAUUCAAUUGACUCUGAUGAUGACUUCCUCUCAGGUUAUUGUCGAAACGUCAGUUACCACUACCGACAACUGUCCCUAGGACUACACUCACCCGGAGGAUCAGACUACACUAUUACAUGUUACCCCUGAGCGCAAACCAUCUACUGUUUUAAAAACUAAAUACGAAAGGAAUUAAAGUCAAGAAUGAGAGAUGAGUAAACGCCGGAUCAAUUGCUGACGCGUAGAGUUGGAAGAAGUAGAGGAAAAGAGGAAAGGAAAAUGACGGGAUUUAAAGAAAAAGGGGGAAAGGAGAAAUGAAAUUAAAGAGGAAGGCUGAGGAGAAAGUUAAGGAAAAAAGCCUGUAAGUAGGUUUUCAUUGGCACAACGGAAACAGAGGCAAAAACCUUGGGCUUCGAGUAGGCGAGCGAGGAGAGCCAACGAGGGCUCUACGAGACUCACCGCAGACCUCUAACACGCUCGCUUAGUUCGUCGGCACGAAACUCGCGAUUUUUAUCACUCAUCCUAUAACGCAAGUGAGAGCUUGCUUUCAAGUCAAAGGGAAAAAAAGGGUGACAGCUUUAAUAAUGACAGAAGCUAACAAGGAAUCAGUUAACUCCUCUUAAUCAGCCCCAGUAACUUAUAAAUUGCAGUUUCGUUAUCAAUGUAGAUGAGUACCUUGAUAAUUAUGAAAAUUAGAUAUCGUGGACGUCUGUAGUUAUUAUGGCUAACCUACAAUUGAUAGCUAUUUGUCUUUAUCAGGGUUAUAUACAUGCAGUUAAAGAUCCAGCCAUGACCUACAGAGUUGAGACAAUGCCAGGACUUGGAUGGUAAACAUUAUACAGUCAAGUGUAUUUUUUCAAAUUUUAGUCGACGGGCUCAAUGUCUAGUUACGAAACAGGGCUGGCUUUAGUGGUUACAAUCACUUACUAUUAUGGUUAGUCUCACGCUAUCACGUACAAUCACACAUUACAAAUAACACUAUCACAGACUAAUACGCACUUUUGUUCACAAUCACGCAUUACCACGCACCAUAAAUUGCUAUCACGCACUACCACUUACCAGAACACACUAUUCGCACGAUUACACAUGACCAGUAACACUAUUGCGGACCAGUGCGCCCUAUCACUGACAAUCACGCAGUACCACUCACCACAAAUCGCUAUCACGCGGGUGACUACGCGUUGGAAAGCUUUUGUCUACUUGCACGAGUUGACUUAAAUUGAUCUUCCUUUAUCUUUUUCAAAGUGAACGCAGCACAGUUAAAGCAAACUAAGCAACAAGUGAUGUCUCUGGAAGAUCUUCGUUAAAGUGCAUGUUACAGUUUUUCGACCAUUUCAAUCAACAGAGAAAUAUUAACACAGUACGGGUCUAUUAACCAAGAACCGCUCGCCAAGAACCGCUCAGUCUUCAGGCUGCUUUGCUCGUGUUUGAAGAGCACAAGGCAACUUGGUAGAAUUUUUUUUGUCAUCGAGAUUUAUCGGUAAAUCAUCACUGCUUCGCGAGGGUCCGAACUUUUGUUAUCUUUGAACGCUGAUUGGCUCUAUUCCAUUGUUACUUACUUACAUUCGGAAAAGUGACUUGAUCGCAAAAGUGACUACGUGUGUGCGCAGUAGUUACAACCAGAGCACUAAAAGCAAAAAUCUGUCCUUGAUUUUAUUUUUAGGGUUCUGGAGCGAAAACUGUACAAAGAGGAACUUGAACCUCAGUGGCCUGGUCCCAACGUGAUGUGGGACUGGGACAUGUGGGUAAGGGGCCCGCAGGUGAGAAAGGGCCGAGAGUGCAUUAUACCGGACAUCUCUCGCACCUAUCAUUUUGGGGCCAGAGGACUGAAUGUGAAUCCAUACAUGCAGAGGACUUACUUCUCUGCACGUGCGCUGAAUACUGAGCCAAACGUAACGUUGAACGUGGACAUCAUGUACAAGGAGAAAUAUGAAAAGGAGCUACAGCGGUUACUUAGGUAAAAAUCACUGCAAUUUGUUGCUGACCAAAUUUGGGAUUGCGUUGGAUUUGAACUGUCUUUGGUAGGGCAUAUUCCCGCAAACCUCUCCACCAGUUAGAUUCAAAGCCAGAGCAAAAGCGUUUUACCCGCGCUUUACCCGCUGUUCACAUCUAUCGAGCUCUCAUUGGCUGGUUGUGAUAUUUGCCUUAGCCAAAGUUAUCACAUCAGCCAAUCAGGAAAAAGAUAGUUUACGCAAGGCGCUUAAGGGAACUAAAAAAAAUUAAAUCACGUAAUGAAGCACGGUAAAAAGCUUGCACCUCAACAAACGAUUGGUUUAACCUAGGGUGUGACCAGUUGACAAGUUGGUGCCAGUUUUCUAGACAAAUGAUCACAAAGCAAAAAAAUAAGUCUGGCGCAAUCUUGGGUUUUAAAUAACACGAAGUAAUGAUGUACGUAUAAAGUUGGGUCCAGACCCAACCAGCUGAAGUUCAUCUCGUGUCUGUGGUAUGAAACGACAAGGAAUACCGCUGUAUUAGGAGUGUUACUUCUCCUCGUCACCCUGGAGGGUAUGCCAGUGCAUUGCAUUUUGUCAGUAUCCAUGGACACUACCGACCAGAGCAGGGUUUUGUUCUUUUUUGUUAAAGAAUUCAACACAAAGACCUGGCCAAAUCUCGAGCCCAGACUUCUCGUCCAGCGCGCAAGUUAUGACACACUGCCCCUUCUACUUCGGCGAUAAUUUGAUUAUUUUACUUUUUUUUCUCUUCUUAAUUUUUUUCAGAAAAGCUGUAGUCUUAGAUCACUCAAGGACUCCAUGCACAAACCCAAACGAUUUUAUCCCUUUGACGAAGAACAAGAUCUACGUGUUUUAUAUAAGAAUGGACAGCAUUAACGACUUCACCACCUGGUCAAACGUAGCGAACUGUUUAAGAAUAUGGGAUUUAGAUCCAAGGGGUUUCCAUAAACGUUUGUGGCGAUUGUGGCUAAACGACAAUCAUGUGUUGAUUGUUGGGUGUCCUGUGUCACCCUACUGUAAUUACAAACCAAGCAGAUUACAACCAAUUCACAUUCCCAAGAAAAAGAAAUCUUGA
Pocillopora meandrina is the source of this 16013-nucleotide messenger RNA. The record is from the annotation of a GenBank genome assembly. NCBI's taxonomy places the organism in Eukaryota, Metazoa, Cnidaria, Anthozoa, Scleractinia, Pocilloporidae.